Molecule: messenger RNA, 1178 nt
Organism: Sander lucioperca (pikeperch)
Lineage: Eukaryota; Metazoa; Chordata; Actinopteri; Perciformes; Percidae
Gene: vamp5
Product: vesicle-associated membrane protein 5
Exons: 3
Coding region: 281-586 (101 amino acids)
Biological process (GO): vesicle-mediated transport; SNARE complex assembly; vesicle fusion
Cellular component (GO): SNARE complex; plasma membrane
Molecular function (GO): SNAP receptor activity; syntaxin-1 binding
Source: RefSeq, a predicted model, not a curated record
GAGAGAGAGCACGAAGUCCUGCAACAGACAGAAGGACGAUUGUAGCUCGGCAGAAGUGAAAGUAACAGAGUCGAGCUAACGGUAAAGACAAAGGUGUGUCAAAAAAAUAAAUAGGGAAACCGCAAAACGUUGCCCGAAACCCGUUUCAGGUUACAAGGUGGAACAUUAAAACUACAGAGCUGGUAUGCUGUGUUUCCUGUCACUAAAGUAGACUUGAGUCGCACUGUAAAUGCAUUGGAUCCGGUGACAAGCCUCGACAGCAGCAAGAGACGUGACAGACAUGGAGAAUGGGAAGAGCCGCCUGCAGCAGGCCCAGGAGGACGUGGAGGAGGUGAAGGUUAUCAUGUUGGACAACCUGAACAAAGCCGAUGAGAGAUCUGGAAAACUGGUAGAACUGGAGGACAGGGCUGAUGAGCUGCUGGCAAAGAGUAAAACCUUUGAGAAGACCAGCAACCAGGUGAAGAACAAGAAAAGAUGGGAGAACAAGAAGAUGAAAGUGGUGUUUAUUGGCAUCGGAGUGGCAGCUGCACUCAUCGUUCUCGGACUUAUAAUCUUUGCCAUUGUUGAUGCCACACGAGCUCAGUAGCUCCCUUGCUGAUGAACGGAAAAUAAGAUAUCUGGACAUGAAGUUGGCAAAGAUAAAAGGUCCAGGAAGAGGAAUGCAAACUAUGGGACUCUAGCAUCACGCCUGAACUGCUCAGUCUGUGAUAUUUCUGUGUUUUAGGAUAUUUAUGGGAGCAUUGGUCCCACUCUUCAUUAGUGUAAGUCUUCAGUUGAUAUGGUACCAUUGAUUGCUUGGCUGCUUUUUAAAAUAACUUUUCACAGGUCAUGUCUCCGCUUGGGCACCACCCCACCACUUCAUUUUAACCAAACAUUAUUAGGCUGCUACUUUUGUACUAUUUGUUUGUAUAUAGUGAUUCACGUUCAAGAGCGCCGCUCAGAGGAACAGAUAACUGGUGUCAGUGGUCGCUGAACUGAAGACAGAAUCCAUUUCACCGACAAUUCAAUCGAUUAUUACAGUCAACUGUCAGCGCAAGAAGACUAAAGAAAAGACUAAGCUUGGUGAAUAUAUGCAGCUUCAAAUUGGAAAGAAUUAACUGAUGUAAUAGCACAUAAAAUCUCAUCUGUUAAAAAUGAAAUUUUGUCUGUAUCAUUAAAAUGUGUUUAAAGAUGCAAAA